AAAUGGUAGAAAAGGAUACAUCUCCCUCGCAUCUGUGGUAGACAAGGCCGACAACUUGGAAGAGCAAGAACCUCGACUCUACAAUCUCCAAGCCCUGACUCUGCCUAGACGGACACCUCAAAAGUUCAUUUAUACGAAAAGCCGCGCUUUUCUUAGACGAAUCCACCCUUUUAUCCUGUCUUACCUCCCUUUAAUACCCCCCCAGAACACUCGCAUAAUGAGUUCCAGCCCUCCCAAGCAACCGCCGCGGUCGACGAACCCGCGGUCCGGCCAGAACGCGUUCCCGCAGCCGCUUCAGGUCGUCCGGCGCAGUCCCACGUCCGCAGGCAACGCAGACGCCGCCGCGCAGGCGGCGGGUGCCGGCAGUGCUGCCGCGGGCAGCCAGUACGCCAACAACUUCAACCGCAACGCCGACGCAAAGUUUAGCACGGGCCGGCGCGAGACGACCACCAGCUCGCGCUACGGCGGCUUCGACCCGGCCGACUACGGCUCCAUCCCGUCGCCGCCGCCGCCGCUGAACCCGAACCCGAACCUCGGCCGCCAGCGGUCCCGCCGCGAGCAGGACGAGGAGGAGUGGGAGCGCGAGCAGCGCCAGCGCAAGAACAGCAAGAACGAGGACGACUUUGACGAGGAGGUGCCGCGCAACGACCUCCCGCGGCCCGGAGCGUCGGCACGGCGACCGGGGCCGCCUCCGCAGCAGGAGAGGGGGAGGCCCGGCGGUCCGCAGAGGACGAGGAGCGGGACGGCGGGCAGCAGCAGCAGCUACAACAACAACCGUAACAGCAACGCCAACGCCAACGCCAACACCAACACCAACAGCACCAACAACGCCGACGAUGAGAGGGACCGGCAGCGCGAGAGGAUACAUAUCAACAUCGAUGGCAACGGCACCAGCUGGACGACCUGGGGCGACGACGGCCAGCAGCGGUCGGGCAACUUCUCCUUCAGCGGCACCGCAUUUGGUGGCUCGCCGUUCGGUGGUGGUGGCGGGCGCAACAACGCGCGUCUGGGACCUGUAAAUCUGCCUGUCAACCUGCCCAUCAACAUCCCUGGCUUUGGAGGCUUUGGGUUUUGAGUAGUUCUGAUGUGCGUUUGCGUGUGCAAGAGGACCAGAGGCGGGAACAGAACGGAACAAGCGUGUAUUAGCAUUCAAGGGUUUAUCACCAUGGCGUCGCGGGGCGGCGAUCGUCCCAGUAGGGAUUCAUUGUAAAAUUUCGGAAUAAUGAUUAGGGUCAGCUUUGCUGAAGAAAUGGAUGCGGUGGGUUGUGAAGCUUGAACAGUGCAUCUCCUUUGCCGAAUUGGG
Molecule: messenger RNA, 1303 nt
Organism: Gaeumannomyces tritici R3-111a-1
Lineage: Eukaryota; Fungi; Ascomycota; Sordariomycetes; Magnaporthales; Magnaporthaceae
Exons: 1
Coding region: 218-1075 (285 amino acids)
Source: RefSeq, a predicted model, not a curated record